UCGCCGUCUAGCCGUGGCACCCGUCGGGUGACGUAGGUUGUUGGGUUGUGGAUUGACGUUGUAUGAAGUCCGCAGCAGUGUUAUCGGUGUCAGCUCGUUCGUUCGACUGUGAACUCCGCGACGGAAUCCCGUGAUAUAAAAAUACAAUUAUUUCACGCGCUUUCUUCUCGUCUUUUCCUUUCGUCUUCUUCUCGUCAGAACAACGUUAAAUGAUACUUCAGAUUUAAAGCCUUCUGGGAAGUGUUGAAGACUUACUAUGAUCCACAUAUAAAAAGCACUGCAUUCCUGACACUUCCUCUGUGUAUCUUCUGGUCCCUUAAGACAACUUGGCGAUAUCCAUAAACAACAUUAUGGAGACUACUAAGAACAAGCGUCGAGACCUACCCAAGGAACAGGCACUUCUAAAAGUCCCAUUAAAGAGGUUGAUGCGAGACAAAGCUGUACAAGGCACACCCAUAAAGAAACGUGUGAUGGCUGCUCUCAAUUUAUCCUGCAAAAAGAUCCCAAAAACCUCUCUUGGCUAUCAGGUCUCAAAGGCAACUAGCAAAAUGGAUGCCAAUCCGGACCUGAGCCCUGGUUUGAAGCACACUCUAGCGCAGUUCUCUCUGAGCAGCCAGUGUUCCCUCGGUGGCCCAGCUGCAUUCACAGGUCAACAUGGUCAGUAUAAGAUGGCGCCCCCUCUGGCUCAGGGAGGUAUGGCAGUGGGACCCGUACUAGUCCCUCCUGACAGCUCAACAGACCUUGGCCUCUGCCGUCUGGAGGGCGAAUCCAUCUCCUGCUUCUCUGUGGGAGGCGAACUGCGUCUUUGUUUGCCCCAGCUGCUUAACACCAUCCUGCGGGACUUUUCAUUGCAACAGAUCAACUCUGUGUGUGACCAGUUGUAUUUGUACUGUUCCCGCUGUGAUGCCACACAGUUACACAUCCUUAAAAUGCUGGGCAUCCUUCCUCCAGGGACUCCGUCCUGCGGCCUCAUCACACUGACCGAUUCCCAGCGUCUCUGCAACACACUGCUGCAUCCAGGCGAGGAGCCCUCUCGUGAUUCACACAAAGGGAAUGGUGACAGAGAGGAGGAAGAGAAAGAUGGUGAGGAAUCUGGAGGAUUUUGGGUGGAACACCAAUGUCUGGGCAAGUGUCAAGGCCUGUUUGUACCCCAGCUUUACUCCAGUCCAGAUGCGCACUGUAUCCGUUGUUCCCAAUGUCGGAUGCUCUUCUGCCCAGAGCGCUUUGUCAUGCACUCCCACCGAGAGCCAGACAAACGCACAUGUCACUGGGGCUUCGAUUCAGCCAAGUGGGCCUGCUAUCUGCAGCUGGCACAAAAACACCUGGGAACAGCGGAUGAAGAGAUGCUAAAGAAAUCUCUGGAGGAUAUGAAGAUGAAGUUCCAGGAAGAGAAGAGGCAGCCGCGUGUAGGAGUAUCUUCACCUGCAUUUGUGUUCGACUCACGUUUGCUUGCCAGUCUUAAGGAGGACCCUGGCCAAGCUGACUUGAUGUGGCAAAGCUGGUACCAGUACAUGCCUGACAAGUUGGAAGAUAAUGGCUUGGCACAACACCCUGAGUAUGUGCCUGGAAAGGAAAUGGGGUCUACAGGAAAAGAGAUGCUAGGUGAUACUCCGAAUGUGAAGAAUCAGGAAGAACACAACACCGACCCAAAGACGCCCACCUUUGCAGAGCAAGAAAAACAUGGCCAGUACGAAGAUGCCAGUCCAGAUGAAUUGCAGAAGGUAGAUACAGCAGCUUAUAAGCGGUCGGUUGGUGUGAAUGUGGAGCACAUUAAGGAUGGCAUGGUGAUGGAGCUCCUUCAGAUGUACAGUGCUCAACACAACAAACUUCAGUCAACACUACGCAGACAGAAACAGCUUGAAAAGGAGCUGCAGGCUCUGCGUCAAGGUGAAGCCACAGACCGCUGUGACCUACACGGGGAGCUGGAGGCGGUUCAGACUGAACACGCUCAGAGGCUCGGUGAAGUCCAGCAGGAACAGAGAAAGUUAAAGUCCCGACUCGAACAGCUGAGGCAGCAAGGCUGCAGAUGCAAAGAACUGGGUACUGAGCCGCACCAGGAAACCAUCUAUGCCAAACAGUUAUCAGAACUGCGUGAGAGGCUGGACCACGCUGAGGAAGACCGUGAGGAGCUGCAGGAAGAGCUACGCAGAGAGCGAGAAGCCAGAGAGAGACUGGAGCGCACCAUCUCUGAGCUCAAACAUCAGAUGAGGGACAGCAGCCACCCUGCUUCAGUGGACUGGGUGUCUUCAGUCUCCAGUGACACACACAUGUACCCGACAGCUUAGCGUGGUCUACGGUCACCGCAACCUGAUUUCUGUGAACAAGAUUCAUUUUGGAAUGGUGUGUCCAUUUUGGAAUUGGAUGCCAAAGUUGUUUUAAUUGCAGUCCUACGGAUGAAUUAUACAAUUUGGGUUUGGUUUGGGCUCAAUGCUGUGAAUUUGUUGAGUUUUGUUGACAUUUGAGUAAGGAUUUUUGUUGUUUUGAUACAACUUAAGUAGUUACAAUUAUUAUGCAAACCACUAACCCUGCAAGCGUACAAUCAACACCAUCCAUUUUGAUUUAAUGCUAGGACUACUAAUAUCAAAUAAUUUUUUUAUUCUUUUUUUAAGUAUUGGAAUUGUUAAAAAAUAUAUAACAACUGAUAUUUAUGAAUAAAAGUUAUGUAAAUAUAUUCUUAUGUCAAAUUAUACAUAUUUUACUUUCUUUUUUGCCAUAUUUUUGUUUAUAUUGUAUGCAGGUUACGCUCAUUAUGAAUGUACAAAAUAUAUGCAUGUGUACUUUCAUAAAAUAUGGAUAUAUAUACUAUGUUUACACUGUGGUAUGAAGUCAAUGAAAGAAAAUGUUUUCUAUGCCAUUUACAGUGAAUGUUCGCCUCUUUUAAUAACCACCAAUUUUAUUCUCCCAUUUUGAGAAAAAAAACUAAGAUAAUUAUAUAUUUUAAAAGUGAUGAUAAAUGUUAAAACGCUCAUUGCCUCAACUUUAAGUACAGUUUAAGUAUAUGACAUGGUCCUUGUACUUUAUAUUCCAUAAAUUGUCUAGACAACCAGGUCUGUAUGUACUUUGCUCAGAGAAAAAUGUGUUAUUCUUAUAUGUGUGAGAAUUAUGUAUCGAUAUUGUUUGCUGUAACUGACAAUCACCGUGUUUAUCUGUAAUUGCUUUUAUAUCCAAAACUGAACAGUUAAGAUUAAUUAAAUAGUUGCUACCUCAGUCGAACACUUACAGAUAUAUACAUAGAAAAACGUAAAAUACGGGAUGUAUAUUUAUGUAUAGAAGUGAAUGGAUGGAGUAGUCAGGUGUAUGACUGAUAAAUACCUCUGUGCUGCUGCUAUGACAUUUGUUUAAAUGAUUUUCUUCCUUUUUUUCAGUUUCCAGAUGAUUUAAAGAUGCAUAUAUUAUACAGAUAUACUGAGUAUUGUUUCCUAACUUUUAAGGCAAACAUGAUUUCACAAAAAAUGUUGUCAAGUACAAAAUAUGUAUCAUCUUUGCCAGUGCCAUUUUUUGUGUGUAUCAUAUAACAUGACAC
Messenger RNA from Carassius auratus (goldfish), 3523 nucleotides. Its product is annotated as ski-like protein. Gene Ontology annotation, molecular function: DNA-binding transcription factor activity, RNA polymerase II-specific; RNA polymerase II cis-regulatory region sequence-specific DNA binding; SMAD binding. NCBI's taxonomy places the organism in Eukaryota, Metazoa, Chordata, Actinopteri, Cypriniformes, Cyprinidae. Bases 351 to 2285 code for a protein of 644 amino acids. The record is from RefSeq and is a predicted model, not a curated record. Gene Ontology annotation, biological process: negative regulation of BMP signaling pathway; negative regulation of transforming growth factor beta receptor signaling pathway; negative regulation of transcription by RNA polymerase II. The transcript is spliced from 7 exons. Gene Ontology annotation, cellular component: nucleus; cytoplasm; transcription regulator complex.